AUGGAGUGUGGGAAUAUGCAAACACUCGGUGUCUAUUUCACACCCCCUACAUAUCGCGCUUAAUCUUCUACUUCGUCGGCUACCGGCAAAAUCAUGUUCAAUAUCGCCACCAUAACCGCCGCCUUUCCGGCGAUGGGAAUACUGCCCAUUCCGAAUCGGAGAACUUCGCCGUUUUUUGGAGCAUCCGCCGACGUUUUCCCGCCUUUUCUGCUCAAAGAAAUGGAGAAAAUCCAAGACCCGUUUGCUCGAAAGUUGGUUUCGAGAAUCGAAAUGCUGCCAGUAGAGCUUAGCGGCUCUAAGAAUCGCAUUAUGAGUACUUGUGUGAAGCCAAUGGUACAGGACACAGCCACUCCACUUGUUCUACUUCAUGGUUUUGACAGUUCGUGUUUAGAAUGGAGAUACACGCUCCCGCUGCUUGAGCAGGCCGGUUUGGAGACGUGGGCAAUCGACAUUCUAGGAUGGGGCUUCUCCAACUUAGAAACGCUUCCACCUUGUAACGUGGAAACCAAACGAGAUCACCUCUUCCAGUUCUGGAAGUCCUACAUUAAAAGGCCUAUGUUGCUAGUCGGUCCAAGUCUUGGAGCCGCGGUUGCAAUCGAUUUUGCUAUCCAUCAUCCAGAAGCUGUUGAUAAGCUGAUUUUGAUAAAUGCAAGUGUGUAUGCAGAAGGCACAGGAAACCUCUCUAAGUUACCGAAAAGUAUAGCUUAUGCUGGAGUUUCGCUGUUAAAAAGCCUCCCGUUGCGCUUUUAUGCUACUAAUCUUACGUUUACUGCUUUGCCAUUCAGCACAUGCUUAGACUGGACUCACAUUGCUCAAUUACAUUGUCUGUUACCUUGGUGGGAAGAUGCAACAGUUGAUUUUAUGAGCAGUGGGGGAUACAAUGUGUCUGCCCUUAUUAAGCAGGUGCUGAAUAAAACGCUUAUAAUAUGGGGAGAAAAUGAUCGAAUCAUCGACAACAAACUUGCAGUGAGAUUGCAUUGUGACCUCCAAAACGGCAUCAUUCGGCUUAUACCAAAUUGCGGUCACAUCCCACAUGUCGAAAAACCACAUGCUGCCGCAGCCUUGAUCACGGAAUUUGCACCACGCGAGCCGUGCUACACUCUUCCUAAAUUGUGCGAGCGGGAGGACAAGAUUUUAGUUCGUCCAUUCUAGUUGGUUGUUAGCAUUCCCAGAGAGUUUGUAUUGUAUUGUAUUGUUAUUGUGUCGUGUGUCGUGGAUGCAAGUUGAUCGAACCUUUUAUGAGCGUAUGUUACCAACGUUUAAUUGGUGCCAAAAACGUCAAUCUAAUGCAUAUUGAAUUUUAAAACUAUAUCGAUUAACU
Cynara cardunculus var. scolymus (artichoke) is the source of this 1321-nucleotide messenger RNA. RefSeq lists its product as uncharacterized. The coding region runs from base 94 to 1152 and encodes 352 amino acids. Gene Ontology annotation, molecular function: catalytic activity. The transcript is spliced from 10 exons. The record is from RefSeq and is a predicted model, not a curated record. Lineage: Eukaryota; Viridiplantae; Streptophyta; Magnoliopsida; Asterales; Asteraceae.